Ruditapes philippinarum (Manila clam) is the source of this 1962-nucleotide messenger RNA. Its product is annotated as neuromedin-U receptor 1-like. The record is from RefSeq and is a predicted model, not a curated record. NCBI's taxonomy places the organism in Eukaryota, Metazoa, Mollusca, Bivalvia, Venerida, Veneridae. Gene Ontology annotation, biological process: G protein-coupled receptor signaling pathway. The transcript has a single exon. Gene Ontology annotation, molecular function: G protein-coupled receptor activity. The coding region runs from base 207 to 1367 and encodes 386 amino acids. Gene Ontology annotation, cellular component: plasma membrane.
UUGAAGGCCUUCUGUCUCGUGAGUAAGGAAGGAACAAAUUUAUGAAAAAAAUAAUAUUAUGUAAUAUUGUGAGUGUUAUUUUUUCUCGUUAGAAGUAUUGGAGAACCGAAUAAUGUUUUGUUCUUUUUACAGUUGAUGUGAAUCUGAAACAAUCUACUUGACCACAUAGUAUAACGUGUUUCUAAAACAUUCAUCACAAGUCGAUUAUGGACAUCUUCUUGGAGGAGCAUUCCGAGUACAGACACGCUGUGAGAAUAUGGAAGACAAUUCCGCCGAUAUUGCUCGUGCUAGGAACUCUGGGAAAUUUGUUGACCAUUGUGGUUUUAAUGAGAAGCAAAAGUCGACUGUCCUCUACAGCACUUUACCUUUCUGCACUGGCUGUGUCAGAUUUACUCGUGCUUUGGACAGGACUGUUACGUCAGUGGAUAAUAUACAUGUUUGAUAUUGACAUGCGCCACCUGUCGGAGACCGGAUGUAAGAUUCACAUUUUUCUCGUCUAUUUCGCGACACAAUGUUCAUCAUGGCUCCUCGUUGCUGUGACGUCAGAAAGGUUUAUUGGUGUCUGGUUGCCUCAUAAAGUAAAACAAGGAUGUACACCACGUAUUGCCAUAGUAACCAUUUCUAUAAUUGUUGGCAGUUUGAUGGCCCUUAAUUCACACUGGCUUUAUGGAAUGGGCGAAAAAGAAAUAGAGUAUGGGAAUGUGACAUACGUGCUUAAAUGUCAGUCUAUAAAUGAACAUUAUGGUGACUUCCUUGGGUUUAAAUGGCCUUGGAUUGACCUUUGCUUUUUUAGCUUGGGUCCUUUCACAAUUCUUUUGAUAGGAAACGUUUCAAUAAUUAUUCGCGUGCUCAUCAGCAAACAUAAAACACGGACACAAAUAGCACCUACUACCGGAGGGAUAGAUAUAAUCGGAAGGUCAAACAGGACUACCCAACUAACAGCUAUGCUGAUUUUAUUAAAUGUUGUUUUCUUCAUUUGUACAAUACCAAUGUCAAUAUAUCUAAUUGGUGAACCUAAAUGGCUAAGACAAUUAAAGACAUAUCAUGACCUUGCCGUCUUGAGCUUAUGGUGGUCUGUCGUGAAUUCGUUUAUGUAUUCAAAUAAUGCUGUUAACUUCAUGCUUUAUUUUCUGAGUGGAUCACGCUUUAGACAAGAAGUGAAAUCUUUAUUGCGUGGUGGGCGAUCCCUAUCUAUUUUUGCUGCAGGUACUACGGCGACAAGAGUUGGACCUGGAUCAACGACCAUGAGAUCAAGACAAAUUCUAAAACCGAGAGAAGUUGGGCGUUCACCGUCUCCAAAUAUUACGGGUUUGUCGAUGCCACAACUUGCAGUAGCAGACGACCACGCAGGACGGAGCAACGCGUAAACGCUUUGACCAGAUAUAUGUCUUGAACAUUCUCUCUACAACGAUUACUCUAUCUAAUCUUUAUUUCUUAUUCACCUUUCUUACAAACCAAAAUGUAUGUUAAGGACUUUCAAAAUGGAUAAUGUGCAAGAAAGAAGAGGAUCAAUUGUGUAUUUGUCUUAUUUAACGUGAAAAUUUGUACAGUUACAUCUACAUGUACUCUUAAUCUUUCGCUGUAUUUGUUAUAAGAUGGCUUUCAAUCUUUAUUUGGUGGAAGAAGACGUCAGCCUCACAUAUGCGGGUAUCAUUCAGGCAAGAACCUGUACAUCUCGAGCAUCUUAAUAGAACCACCGAUUUUCCUCAGUAAAAAUUCUAACACGUUUCUUAUUAUUUUGCUAUAAAACUGAUAGGACAAUCUAAUACAUUUUACAGGUAUAUGCACAACAUAUAAGAUUGGAAAGCUUGUAAAAACAUGCCAUAUGACGUCAAUAAACCAAAUGGCGUCAGCAAAAUUACAUAUCGCUCAAUGUAGUUUUCUAUGCAUCGGGAAACAGUAUGUUGUCCCACUGUUAAUCAAAACAUAUGAGGUCCCCUGAAAAUUGUUUACCACUGUGGA